This is a messenger RNA of Pangasianodon hypophthalmus (striped catfish), 4280 nucleotides long. Its product is annotated as synaptotagmin-like protein 2. Gene Ontology annotation, biological process: intracellular protein transport; exocytosis. Lineage: Eukaryota; Metazoa; Chordata; Actinopteri; Siluriformes; Pangasiidae. The coding region runs from base 632 to 3811 and encodes 1059 amino acids. Gene Ontology annotation, cellular component: exocytic vesicle; plasma membrane. The record is from RefSeq and is a predicted model, not a curated record. Gene Ontology annotation, molecular function: small GTPase binding; neurexin family protein binding. The transcript is spliced from 17 exons.
UGAUGCUGUUUCUCAUGGUUAAGACUCUGUUGUUUGUACCUGUUGUAUCUGUUGACUUGUACCUGUUUAACUACCUUGAUUUUGGAUUUGUGUUUGGAAUUGUUUGUCUGUUUAACAGUUAUUGUCUGCAUCCACCACUGCUGCCAUUCUGACAUUAACUUUGAGCAAUAUGAACUAAAAUGUCUGAUGCUUCCUCGAUGUCAGAAGUGUGUAUCGCUGACUGAAAAAAUUAACACAGUGUAAUGUUUAAGACAUGCCCACAGCCUAGGCACACUACACCCUCAGAUUCCUGUUCUUGGCUGACAGGAGUGGAACCCAAUGUGGUCUUCUGCUGUUGUAGCCCAUCUGCCUCAAGACACAGUUCCGCUCAACACUGAAUCGAAAGAAUUUGCCAGAGGGUAUACUUCAUCAAAGUGCAGUUUACUUUCCACACCACUGAUAUGAUGUCAGAGGAGUUGCAUGGGCCUUUUGGUGUUAAUAUGUGACUGGAGAACUAGCAGAGGCGUGGCAAACGUGCAGGAACACACACACAACCUCCUCUCCCUGGCCAAGUCGAGCACUCCGAGAACCCCUACAAGGAACAGCAGCACAUAUCUACUAGCACGUUUUGUCCUAAAAGAUCCAAUCCAAGAUGAAAGCAUCUAGAGACACCACCAUAUUUAUUGACCUGAGCUUUCUUUCUCCUGAGGAGGAAGCGAUUAUUCAGAAUGUGCUUCUCAGAGACGAGGAUUUGAAAAAGAAUGAGAUUGGACGUGUAAGGAAGCUGAGGGAGACGGUCCCAGACUCGAAGGAACUGAAGGUUUUAUCAGGUGAAUGGUUCGAGGAUCUCAAGUCAAAGCGGUAUGGCCGCCAGCCGCACGCCUCAGCCAUAGUCCGCUCCUCCAUGAGAUGGAAGAAAUCAGCAGGCCAUAAACCGAAUCCCUUCCUAAAGGCUGUGCCCGAGGAUAAAGAUGUAGAGAAGAACAAGCCUUGCCCAGAUGUAUCUGCUGACCCCCGAUCGAUUCACCCAGCUCUCAGUGUACAGGUGCAGCAGGAAAACAAAGAUGAAGCUGUCAUUUUAGAAGAGUCCUCCGGAGCUAAAUUAAAUACUCCAGUCCUUAAAGUUAUUGAAGCAGGACGUCAAUCAGGAGCAAAACUCCAAGACCAAACACCUCGUGUCGAGUCUCUGAAACUAGAGCCUGUGCAGGAGUCGAAGACAAAAGCCACCAUUACAAAAGAAAUCAACACAGAGAUAUCAGAUCCUGGAAGAACAGCACUGAAAGAAGACAGGGGAGUGGAGACCAGUUUGGAUACCAGACCGAAACAGAGAGAUGGAAGCAUGCCUAGAAAUUUCAAGAUACGAUCUUUUAGCAAAGCACAGGAAACAACAAAUUGGGAAAUACAUCAACUUGGCAGCGAUGAUGAGUCAAAUAAGCCCCAGUCAAACGUUGAGGUUGUAAUAAACUCUAACAACAGUACAGAAACAGAAGUGACAAACAAGCAGAAUAAUGCGACACCUGAAGUACUGAUGAAUUCUGGAUUUGGAGUCAAAGAAAAAAUUCAGACUCCGAUACCAAAGAAAAGAUCUAAUGAAGGAAUCAGAGUCAUGAACAUCACCAACAAGCGAACAACUCCAACAAGGACGGAGGAGUUAAGCGUCGAUUUAAACGUAAAAGAAGAUCCAGGUAUUCUUGGGAAUCUGAAAAUAGGUCCAGUUAAUAAUGUAAACACACCAGAGUGUAUUAAUUCAGAACAAAAGACUUUAGAUCCAGUACAGAAAGGAAAGGAAAGAGUUGUUGAAGAAAUCAUAGUCGCUGACUUCAAACAAAGAUCUCCAACAAGGACGGAGGAAUUAAGUGUAGAUUUAGACGUGAAAAGGAAUUCUGAUAUUCUUGAAGGUCCAUUUAAUAGUGUAAACACGACACAACGUGUUAAUGUGGACCAGAGUUUAGAUCCAGUACAGAAAGGAAAGGAAAGAGUUGUUGAAGAAAUCAUAGUUGCUGACUUCAAACGAAGAUCUCCAACAAGGACAAAAGAAGUAAGUGUUGAUUUAGAUGUAGAAAAGGAUCCAGAUCUUCUUGAAGGCCCAGUUAAUAAUGUAAACACGGCAAAACGUGUUAACUGGGACCAAAAGAGUUUCGAUCCAGUACAGAAAGGAAAGGAGCAAGCUGUUGAGGAAAUCAUAGUCACAGACUUUAAACGAAGAUCUCCAACAAGGACAAAAGAAUUAAGUGUUGAUUUAAAUGUAGAAGCAAAUCCGGAUAUUGUUGAGGAUUUAAAGACCGGACCAGUUCACACAGACGUCCAUAAAGAUGAGAAUAGAUCAGCAGACAUGAACAGAGACGAGCUCCCAGAAUCAGUGGUGAAAAAUAAAAAAAAUGAAGCUGCUGGAGGAAAAAGUGACUUUGAUGUGGAAUUGAGGAAGCUUGAAAGCACUAAUCAAAAGGUAUCGAAGGAGAUUGAAGAAAUCAGUGAAACGGAACAAGAAGGUAGUUUUCAAGACAGGGAAGAUGAAAGUGGAAUCUCUGAAAGCGGUAUUCUCGCCAGCGUGUAUGCGCGCGCCACUAGGCCCAAAUCAGGCGUGUCGAAAACACCUUUCGCAAAAGACCCAAUGCAAAAGACUGUAGAUGUGAUUCCGACUAUAGUGAUUGUGCCGUCCGAAUCCGAGGAGCCGACAGAAAUGGAGCGUGUGAAGAAUGAGACGCCUGCCCCUGAAGCACUUGUUGAGGUUGAGGCAAAACCUGGCACAGAUAUAUGGGAGGAUGAAGGAGUGGACUCGGAUGAGGACAGCAGCUCAGCAUCCAGCCACGACUCGGAUUUGUCAGGAAAAAGGGACAAGGUUUCUGCCAGUACGCUUUCAGUUGCAGAGCGCACUGCCAGUUUGCUGAGUGUGUACAGCGAUGCCGGUGACUUCGGGAACGUGACGGUGCAGGGAUCGGUGGAGUUCGCUAUAAUGUACAGUCCUCUUGGAGAGCUCGUCAUUAUGGUGGAGCAGUGUCAGGAUCUGGCCAUCGCAAAUCCACGGAAACAACGCACAGACCCAUACGUGAAGACGUACCUCUAUCCAGACAAGAGGAGCAAGAGGAAAACUUCCAUCAAGAAACGUACAGUGAACCCAGUCUUUGUGGAAUCUUUGAGAUACAAAGUAAAACGUGAAGAAUUGCAUGGAAAAACUCUGAAUUUAUCUGUAUGGCACAAUGACUCUCGAGGCAGAAAUUCCUUUUUGGGUCAGGUUGAGAUUAAUCUGAAGGACUGGGACUGGAAACAUGAAGCACUCACAUGGUACAACCUCCAACCAAAGAGCGCAGAUAACCAGGAAUCUCAGGAAUACCGUGGUGUUUUAUCCGUCUCGCUGAAAUAUGUACCUCCAGAAGCCACUGGUGGUUCUAGACUCAGCCGGCCUAUGGGAGAGAUUCACAUCUGGCUGCGUGACGCGAGACAUCUGCGUCGUCUGAAGGCCCAAGGAGUCGACUCCUUCGUGAAGUGCUACAUGUUACCAGACACGAGUAAGAAGAGUCGCCAGAAGACUCGCGUGGUGAAGAAGACGCAGGACCCUGUGUAUAACCACACCAUGGUGUAUGACGGGUUCAGAACAGGCGAGGUGUCUGAGGCCUGCUGUGAACUCACCGUGUGGGACAACAACAAACUCUCCAAUCAGUUCCUUGGAGGAGUGCGUCUCAGCCUCGGCACAGGCCAGAGUUAUGGAAAGAAAGUUGACUGGAUGGAUUCAGAGAACGAGGAAGUGGAAAUCUGGAAAAAAAUGAUAGCUACUCCAAACAGCUGGGUUGAGGCGGAACUUCCGCUCAGGUCUUCAAUGACUCCCAGGAAGUGAGCCUGAUACUAAAGACCAGCGGCAACUGUGUGAACUUUAAUUAUUACUUCCCUGCUAAUUAGCUUUGUACAUGGUGUGAUUUUCUGGAGAAUGGAAUUAUCUGAGGAGAGAUUUCAUUUCUGGUUUUGAGUUUAAAUCCAAGGACUAACACAGAACCACCCGAACCACCCAUGUGGGCAAGUUCCUUAACCAUCAACUGCUCACAUUUAAGUGGAUGUAGAUACAACUGUGUGCAAAAUGAUUAAAUGUACUGCUAAAUGUGGACGUGAAAUACAUUAACGUGACAUUGGAUUUGUAAAUAUUUGCAAAUUGCUGUAACUAUUUCCACUAGUGUUACUUCAAUACAGCUCAUAUUGAAUCAAAUGCUAUGAUAGGAAUUAUUCCAAAUUAAAUAUUUUGUUUUGAGAUUUUUUUCUUUCUCAGUAAACAGUGUCCUUGAAUGCAUUCAUGAAUAAAGUGGUAUAAGGUG